Messenger RNA from Aspergillus alliaceus, 270 nucleotides. RefSeq names its product protein PET117. Gene Ontology annotation, biological process: mitochondrial respiratory chain complex IV assembly. The record is from RefSeq and is a predicted model, not a curated record. The transcript is spliced from 2 exons. The coding region runs from base 1 to 270 and encodes 89 amino acids. Gene Ontology annotation, cellular component: mitochondrion. Lineage: Eukaryota; Fungi; Ascomycota; Eurotiomycetes; Eurotiales; Aspergillaceae.
AUGUCUCGUGCCUCUAAGCUGACAUUGGCCGCUACCGGCUUGGGUGCCGCGGGAAUCAUCUGCUUUGUACACUGGGCACAAGAACAAGACAAAGCUUCAAUGCAUAAAGGGGUCGAGCGUGAUAUGGAGAAGCAACGUAUUCGACAAGAACGGCAAGCUGAGUUCGAGCUUCAGCGAAGGCUUGAAGAAGAAUAUAGGAAACUACAGGCGGUCUCUCCAAGCAUAGAAGAGCAAAGCGGAGGAGUGACGAACCAAGGGGGAGGAGUAUAG